Messenger RNA from Solanum verrucosum, 627 nucleotides. RefSeq lists its product as uncharacterized. The transcript has a single exon. The record is from RefSeq and is a predicted model, not a curated record. Bases 1 to 627 code for a protein of 208 amino acids. Gene Ontology annotation, molecular function: catalytic activity. NCBI's taxonomy places the organism in Eukaryota, Viridiplantae, Streptophyta, Magnoliopsida, Solanales, Solanaceae.
AUGGAGCCUUUUCAAAAUCCAGUGGAGCUAGAUCAAUAUAGAAGGAAGUUAGGCUUUGAGUAUGCAAGGGUAAAUUGCUCUGGAAAAAAAUGGUACUUUUGGAGGACUGGUUGGGCAGGUAGCAUUAUUCUUGAUACAAUGCAGCAAAUAACUAUCAAGUUCAAAAUAAGAAAUCAUUUUUUUCUCAUCACGACAGUGUAUGCGAGAUGCAUUGCCUUGGAAAGAUUAGAAUUGUGGGAAGAAUUGGAGGAUAUAGCUAGCAGGGAACAAUGUCCAUGGGUGGUGGGAGGUGAUUUCAACGUAAUUCUUAAUGAGGAGGAAAAACUAGGAGGCCUUGAUUUCACUCAGAAUGAAGUGCUAGAUUUUGCCUCUUGUAUUACCACAUGUGCUUUAACAGAGGUUCCCACAUCAGGAAGUAAAUAUACGUGGUGGAAUGGGCGAAUUGAAGGGGAAUGUAUUUUUAAAAGGCUGGACAGAAUUCUUGUGAAUCAAGAGUUUAUGGAUCUUCUCCCGUCAUCAGAGGUGCAUCAUCUUAUUAGACAGGGGUCAGACCAUGCUCCUUUGCAUAUGAUUUGCAAUUCAGAUGCGGGGACAACCAUAAUGCCCUUUAGGUUUUUGAAUUUCUAG